Molecule: messenger RNA, 683 nt
Organism: Phycomyces blakesleeanus NRRL 1555(-)
Lineage: Eukaryota; Fungi; Mucoromycota; Mucoromycetes; Mucorales; Phycomycetaceae
Exons: 1
Coding region: 139-597 (152 amino acids)
Source: RefSeq, a predicted model, not a curated record
AAGCAAUCGGGGCACCAACAAGGGUCGGGUAAUUCAUUGGAAUACGGAUGGGUUAAACCUAAUUACACCGAGAACUAUACGUUGGAUGAUACUGAUGAAUAUAUUACGGAGGGAACACAAAUUGACGAAGACUUUGACAUGAUUGGCAUCAACCGAAUCAAGAUGAAGACAAAGAUAAUUCACCUUCCUCAACAUCUGAUUCGUACGAACGUUAUCGUAGAAGUUACUGGAAACGGAUUGCGCCGUAGCCAGACCUUCUUUGCCCAUCAAUUGACCGUUCAUAUUGCCGAGUCAGUUGGUAUUGUUCGGGUAGCCCAAAAGCAAACCAAGCGACCAUUGGCAGGUGUUUAUGUCAAGGUUUAUUGUCGCUAUAAAGGGAAAAAGGGAGCUGAAUUCUGGAAAGACGGCUACACUGGAUUGAACGGUGCGUUCGACUACGUUAGUGUGACAGAAGGAAAUGCAUUGGUUGGAAAGGAUCGAUUUUCGUCUGACCAAAAGUCGCUUUCUGAUGUGAUAAAGGAUAUUGCUGGCUUUAGCAUAUUGUUCUUAAGUGAACAAGAUGGUGCUGUGGUAAAGGAAGCUUAUCCUCCCUCUUAACAGUAACAAUGCUAAACUAGUAGCUUUGCUUUUCCAACAUAUCACCAAUUAAGCUUAUAAAUAAAAUAUGUGUUUAAAUGUAUCAU